Molecule: messenger RNA, 880 nt
Organism: Trichomycterus rosablanca
Lineage: Eukaryota; Metazoa; Chordata; Actinopteri; Siluriformes; Trichomycteridae
Exons: 6
Coding region: 1-873 (290 amino acids)
Source: RefSeq, a predicted model, not a curated record
AUGGUAUACGAUCCAGAAAACGUGGUGGUGAACGAUCCAGAAACUCUGAAUACCCACUUCAGGGCAGGUCAGGGCAAAAUCCAAAACUUCAGCGCGUUCUCAGCGUCGUCCUCAGAGUCCUCGUCCGUUACAAGUCAACUUGGAGAAGUGCGCAUGCGCGGUGACAGAACUAAGAAGUCUGCUGAAAUUAAGGAGGACUUCCUCAUUCCUGACUGUAAAAAUGAAGAUUAUCUUGAAGAGAUCAGCCAGAUUGUCUCAAAACACCGUGGGUCAAAGCUGAGACUAGGGAAAGUUGAAAAAUUCACUUUCAGAGUUGGGUCUUUCAAUGACACAUGGUACAAAGAUGAACCUGACAUACUGGAGGAGUGGGAGCAGUUCUAUCUACCUGAUCACAUGUUUAUGGAGGUGAUUGGUGUACUGGAAAACUUCUACAAUGAGACCAGUCGGGAAUUGGUGUUGAUGGUGUGUGAGGAUGGAAAAGUUUACGCUUAUGAAGACGAAUACCUGCAUCUAGUCGCUAAAAGCCUAAAAGAUCUCUUUGACUGUAAGGUCCAGUUUCCGGGAAUCAAACAAUACUACUCUGGCCAAGCAUUUGAGGACAUGACAGAUGAAGAAUGGGAUAAAGUGAAGAAUUCAAAAGAAGUGACUCAGGCAAACAAGGAAAAACAGCAAAUGCUGAAGGUCCUCCUGAAUAAUUUGACCAUUGUUACUCAAGGGCUGCAGAAAGAGCAGCCAGGUAGCAGCUGUGUACCAGUAAAAAAGGAUCCGGUGAAACCUCCACAGAGAAAAAACAAGAAAUCCUGCAAGUCUGCUGCAAGGAACUGCAGUCAUGCAAUCUUGGGGAAGCGCAAAAUGACAUGUUCUUCUUGUUAGCUUCACC